Molecule: messenger RNA, 747 nt
Organism: Colletotrichum spaethianum
Lineage: Eukaryota; Fungi; Ascomycota; Sordariomycetes; Glomerellales; Glomerellaceae
Exons: 2
Coding region: 1-747 (248 amino acids)
Source: RefSeq, a predicted model, not a curated record
AUGGACAUGAUGCCCGGUAUCUUCAGAAAGCAUUCUUGGUGGGCUGACCGACGAGAUCUCUUCACCCUUUUGCAACACUUUGGCCUCAGCAGGACCACAGAACCGAGGGACAUUAACUAUGCGCUGUGCGGCAACUCGACAGACGCCAGCGGCCCCGGCAUCCUGACGCCUGACUAUGAGAUGCUGACGCACAAACUGGUGCAGGAUGUCUCCAAGUUCUUGUUUCUCUACGACUUGACUGGAGUGGCGGGGUUGAGACUGGUAAGCAUAACGGACCUUGCCACGCGCGUGGAGCAGCUGAACCACAUCGCCAUCCUCGGUCACAUCCAGAAUAAAGACAAGACAUCGUGCAUGAGACUCAUCAGCUGUGAAACCAGCGUCUCAAGACUGAGAGCGGCGGGCGCCUAUGCGCGCUUGUGUGGCUCAUCAAUGUUGGACAAAGUCUUGAGGAGGAACGGCAUCGUUCUACGACGAAGAGACCCGAUUCAGGAAGUCUUUCAGGAUUCAGGAUGCGACACCAUCGAGUUUCUUAUUAGCAAUCUCGCCGCACUGCAGCAUCAUGAACGGGAGGCUAUUGGCCUGAUUUUCAAGUACAGACCGCUCGGCGAUAUCGCUGAUGCAUCAAAACAAUUUCUCUCGGGUAACUCCAGAGCUUCAUGGGCUCACAGCUGGGCUCUCGCGAUGUUGGCGGCGUGGCUCUUCCACCGUUGGGAAUCUUUCACCACAGACCGCCGACUGCUGCCUUGA